Zophobas morio is the source of this 2287-nucleotide messenger RNA. It is a transcript of the gene Mccc1, whose product is annotated as methylcrotonoyl-CoA carboxylase subunit alpha, mitochondrial. Gene Ontology annotation, cellular component: mitochondrion. The transcript is spliced from 10 exons. Gene Ontology annotation, molecular function: ATP binding; methylcrotonoyl-CoA carboxylase activity; metal ion binding. Bases 140 to 2251 code for a protein of 703 amino acids. Lineage: Eukaryota; Metazoa; Arthropoda; Insecta; Coleoptera; Tenebrionidae. The record is from RefSeq and is a predicted model, not a curated record.
AAUUGUUGUUGACACGGACGAAGGUCAUCUGAGGCUAAAUCGUGUCUUCAUUGAUAUCAGUAUCACUGCGAUAAACCUUUUUUCAUACACGAGUCGCAAUUAGCUCGUUUAAGUAUUAAAAUCAAGAUAAAAAAUAGUUAUGUGGAGUUUACUUGCAUUAAAUAGUACACACUGCCAAAUCACACAUGUGGUGAAAAGAUGGAAAAGCACAAUAAGAAGGAUAGAUAAAUUGCUUAUAGCAAACAGAGGAGAGAUAGCAUGUCGUGUAUUGAGGACUGCGCGUCGCUUAGGCGUGAAAACCGUAGCUGUUUAUAGCGAAGCAGAUCAACAUGCUUUACACGUGUCUCAGGCCGAUGAAGCAUACAACAUAGGCCCUCCACCAGCAAGUCAAAGCUAUUUACGUGGAGAUAAACUUCUAGAAGUAGCACAUAAAGCAGGUUGUCAAGCCAUUCAUCCCGGCUAUGGUUUUCUUUCCGAAAAUGUUGAAUUUGCAGAAAAUUGUGAGAAAAACAACAUUAUCUUUAUCGGACCUCCAGCAUCAGCAAUACAAGAUAUGGGAAUUAAAAGCAAAUCAAAAGAAAUUAUGUCAAAAGCGGGAGUCCCUAUAAUAGAGGGUUAUCACGGCGAAGACCAAAGCAAAGCAAAAUUGAAACAAGAGGCUCAGAAAAUUGGAUAUCCGAUAAUGAUCAAAGCUGUAAGAGGUGGUGGUGGUAAAGGAAUGAGAAUAGCUAACACCGAAUCUGAAUUCGAAGAAGCUCUAGAAUCUGCUAAAAGUGAAGCUCAAAAAGCAUUUGGAGAUUCAGUAGUUCUUUUGGAGAAGUUUGUGGCUGAACCAAGGCAUGUUGAAGUUCAAGUUUUUGCAGAUUUGCAUGGGAAUGCCGUUCAUUUGUUUGAACGGGACUGUUCGGUGCAAAGGAGACAUCAAAAAAUUAUUGAAGAGGCUCCGGCGCCAGGACUAUCUGAGGAACUGAGAUCUGAACUGGGUGCUGCGGCUGUAAGGGCAGCUAAAGCUGUUGGAUACGUGGGAGCUGGAACUGUUGAGUUUAUUUUGGAUAAGAAGAGUCACAGUUUUCAUUUCAUGGAAAUGAACACGAGGUUGCAGGUAGAACAUCCUAUAACGGAAAUGAUUACAGGCACUGACUUGGUGGAGUGGCAAAUAAAAGCUGCUCGUGGCGAAAAAUUGCCUUUAAAUCAAGACCAAAUAAGUUUACGAGGUCAUUCUUUCGAAGCUCGUAUUUAUGCUGAAGAUCCCAGUGGGGGAUUUUUACCAGGAGCGGGCGUAUUAUCUUAUUUGCGUAGUCCCCCGGUAAGAGAUGAUAUCAGAAUCGAAACCGGUGUCCGUGAGGGAGACGAAGUAUCCGUUCAUUACGAUCCAAUGAUUGCUAAGUUGGUAGUUUGGGGAGAAAAUCGAGCAGAGGCGCUUUUGAAAAUGCAGACACUUUUGACGGAGUAUAAUGUCACAGGUUUACAAACAAACGUUAAUUUUCUAUUAGACCUUGCAAGACAUCCGGAAUUUAUAUCCGGAAAUGUGCACACGAAUUUUAUCAAAGAAAACAACGACAGCCUUUUUAAAACAAAAACUGCAAGUGAAACGCAGUUAAUUCAAGCAGCUCUGGGUGUAAUUUUACAAGAUGAGGUAACCGACAUACGAAAUGCAGUGAAUAGAAAAGACCAAUUUAACCCAUUCAUUGUGGAAUCUGGUUUCAGAAUUAAUCACCAAUUUAACCGUGAUAUUAAACUUGAGUUUAAAAACGAAGAGAAACUCGUGAGAGUAAAAUUUGUUGAUCAAAAUGUCUUUCAUGUUUCAUUAAAUGGAGGAAAAUCGUGGAAGAUAGUUAAUGGACAACUUAGUAGGGAAGAUGAAACAGUGACGCUGCACUGCACUAUCGAUGGCAUUAAGAAUCGUGUAAACAUUUUCAGCGACGAUAACGUUAUUGCCAUUUUUGACAAUAGUGGAAAAGUUGAGUUAGAAUUAGAAAAGGCGUCUUUUUUGACGGAAGAAGUUGAUGAUUCUGUUUCUGGAGGUAAUAAAGCUUUCGCUCCAAUGCCCGGAGUUCUGGACAAAAUUUUAGUCAACGUCGGUGACAGUGUGAAAAAAGGAGAUUCUCUGUUUGUUUUAAUUGCGAUGAAGAUGGAGUAUGUGGUUAAGGCUACAAGAGACGCUACUGUCGAAAAUAUAUUCUUUAAAGCUGGGGAUAAUGUUCAAAAAGAUGUUACGAUCUUGCAGUUUAAAGAAGAAAAUAUGUCUUAAAUAAUUCUUUAUUAUUUAAUAAAGCUUUAAACUUGA